Antechinus flavipes (yellow-footed antechinus) is the source of this 3934-nucleotide messenger RNA. RefSeq names its product exocyst complex component 3 like 4 (gene EXOC3L4). NCBI's taxonomy places the organism in Eukaryota, Metazoa, Chordata, Mammalia, Dasyuromorphia, Dasyuridae. Gene Ontology annotation, cellular component: exocyst. The transcript has 14 exons. The record is from RefSeq and is a predicted model, not a curated record. Gene Ontology annotation, biological process: exocyst localization; exocytosis. Gene Ontology annotation, molecular function: SNARE binding. Bases 242 to 2809 code for a protein of 855 amino acids.
UAGAAACAAACAAAAAGAGCUAGAGAGAGGAGGAGGAGGAAGCAGACACAGAAAGGAAGGGCAGGAAAGAAGGAGAACAAUUCCAGUUACUGGUCAUUGAAGACUUCUCAUCUCAGGGCUGGCUGCCAAACCACAUAGGGCCAAGAAGAUGAACAGCUGUUCCAGUCCGACUUUCUAGAGCUCAUAGGUACAUUAUAAUUCUUCUAGACUCCUUUGAGGCUCCAGAACAUCUCUAUCAAGCAUGAAGGACCAGAAGCAGCAGCAGCAGACGAGUUCCCCCCACAAAGACUCUCUGACCCAAAGCGACGGGCCAGAGAUUGAUGACUCUUCCAGCUUGAGUCCCAAAAAGGAAAAAAAUGGCUCUCUGAGAAUUGGAAGCUUCAAGAAAACCUUCUCAUGGAAGAACAAAGUGGUAUCUGGUGACCACGUGGUGGAGAAGAAGCCCAUCCGUGGGAGCUUAAAUUCAUUCCUUAACUCCUUCCAAAAGGUGGAGGAGAAAGAAGCAGACAAAUCUAAGACAUCAUCUCAACAGGUAUCCCCUGAAAGGGAGCCUCUGGAGGAGGAGUCUGAAGCAGAUUCCUCCAGCAAGACCAAGUCAGAAAAAACAAAGGACCCCCAGCAAGAGAAACAAAGAAACUCUAGCAAGCCUUGCUCUCCCACCCAGAGCCAGACUGGAAGGAAGCUUAGUGUCGACUCCAUUAACUCCUGUACUGGGAAGGAGGAGGAUGUUGGUCUUGGGCUGUCCAACUUCAAGAGGACUAUUUUAAGGAAGAGCAAGAGGGAAAGUAGCGCUGAGGGCCAGGCAGCUGAGGAAAGUGGCUUUCUGCGAAAGAGCUCACGCUUUCUCAAGUCUUUCAGGAAAAAUGAGGAGGAAGGGACCAGCCGAGCUCCAAGGAUACCAAAGAGAUCCCUUGGGUCCCCUGAAGAAGAACCCUCAGAGAUCACAAUGGAAAUAGAAGAAGAAAAGUCCGUCUCUGAGCUCAUUGCUGAACGGCAGCUGCUGAAAGCCUUUUCCCAGCUGAGUCAGCAGGAGGCCAGCCUUGUAGAGGACCAUUGCUUGGGGAGGUUCAAGGACGAUCCCACUGCCUAUGUUCGCCAGGCCAUGGACAUCUGUCUUCAUUAUGACUUGAUGGUGGCCGAGAUCGGGAACAUUGUGGAGGAGACUCUGAGCCAGCCGGGGGUGGACUCGGAGGCUCUGAAGUGUGUGGGGCAGCUGGUUGAGAAGGAGGAGGAGCUUCACCCAGACCUGCCCCACACUGACUUCCUGAGAGAUCCUCGGAAGUGGAGACACCGGUGGGAGGAGACAGUGAAGAAGAGUGCCCGGGACCGAGUGGGGAAGGUGGGUCAGGGCACUGGGGAAUCGAGCCAGGCCAGCCUCCUUGCGGACGUGGGCAGGGUGGUCAAGCAGGAUCUGAAGAAGAUCUGGAGGGACGUGCAUCACUGCUACCCCAAAGACUUCCCAGUGUGGAAGACCUACAAGGAUGCCUUCCACGAAGUCGUGUCUGGCUGGCUUCAGGAGCUCCUGCAGGAGGCUCACAGCUUUGAGCAGCUUUAUGUGAUCAUGGACUGGGUAGCCAAUGUCUACUGUAAGGAAAUUGAGACCCACGACAUGCCCAAAGUCAUAGAAAUAGUAUGUGUCCAAGAGGUGAUGGGCAAGAUCAAGGUUAUGACCAUCUCUGUGUGUCUUAGCAAGGACUUCCUGGACUUCCUGGACCUGGACGAAGAUAUGACAACAAUGCCAAAUCCGCUGUCUCCUGAGGUGUGGGAAAAACUAGAAAAUGACUACACCAAGUUACUGGAGACCAGGAUCAACAGCUGCUUUGAUGGCAUUCUAAAGCUGGAACUGGACCAGUGGUCAGAAAGGAAGAGCCCCAGUCUGCUUCUGGAUCUCUAUCACUCCUCCAUCUCCAUCGACAUUCACACGCUGGUUGAGGAGCAUGUGAAGACAGCAGAGAACAUCUCCUUGGGGCUGAAGGCUACCACGUUACAGAUCUUGGAGAAGUCAUUGAAUGAAUUCAUCCCCAGGUUUGAAAAGAAGUUCCUGGACUCGGACUCUGUCAAAGAUCAGACCCUGCACCUGCCCUACCUGUGUGCCUACAUCAAUGCCUUCCAGGAGCUAAAGACCAAUCUACCUAUCAAAUUCACGAGCAGCUUUAAGACUGUGGCAACAACUCUGUCUGAGGUGAUUAACAGCUUCAAAAAGCAAAUGUUGGUCCAUUUGUAUCGAGAAACACAGGUCCUAUUCAAGGAUGUGGGCAACAAGGCUUGGUUGACUACCGACAAGCUACAGCCGAUCAUGGAGAAGGUGGUCCACUUUGCCAAGCACCUGAAGUACCUGGCUCAACCCCACAGUCAGGAGUGUCUGCAGGAAAUGCACUGCUAUGUGAUUCGGGAAUACGUGGCCCAUGUGCUGAAGCCACGAGAGCGGCUUCGAGGAGCAGACCGAGUGGCCAGUGCCUCCAAGAUGAGCCAGGAAUCGGAUGCCAUUGGCUGCACCUUUCAAUUUCUGGGCUCGGAAGCUUCUUGGCUGGAUUUGGCAAUCCCCUGCAUCUCAGACAUCCUGAAAGAGACCCACAAAGAGGACAUUAAAAAACAUAUUGAAGCCCUCAUCAGGGGUUACCCGGACAUCAGGCAGGAGCAUGUGGCUGCCAUUUUAGCCCUUCGGAACCUGGGUAGAAGACAAAACCAGCUCUUUCUUCGUCAUGCUCAGACCCUGCUGAAGAAGCCCCCCAAUCCGUUCUCAGACCAGGGACUCUUUGAGGCGAUAGAUGUACCUGCAUCCGUGGAAGUGCUUCUCACCUGCAUUUAGAAAUUAGCUUGGAGAAGAGGAAAAGCAGGGCCCAUGAAUUCUUAAGGGUGAAAGGAUGAAGGACUCCCUUGGAGUGGGUUCUUCAUGGAGCUAAGGAUCCCAAAUACUGGGGAAAGGCACAGAGGGAUUCCAGAAAGUACAGGUGUCACUCCCCCCAAGAAUAAAAGGAAGGUGUUAGUUCGGCAACCUUUCUUGACUUUCCUUCUCUCCACUGCAACAUCCCCCUCUGCUUCCUCUAGAUGGAUGUCCAACUGGUUCCCAGAUUUUCCUCUCCUGCUCCUAAGCAGCUGAUUCCGCUCAUUUCUAAGAAAUAGGAGAUAAACAUAUUCUCUCUCGAGUGGGAAAUUCUGUUUAUGCCUCUUCUCCAAAAAAGGAAUUCUUUCCUUUAAAUAGGAGCCAGGGGAGGUCAAUACUCAACCCAGAUAUAGGAAAUACAAAUAGCGGAAUUCUAAGAAGACAAAAUACAAUAGAAUAAACAUUUUUCAAGUGCCGACUAUAUGGAAGAAGAAUGGAGACCCCAGGAGAUUGAAAGUUUAAAUAAGAUCAUGACCCCAUCUUUGGGGAUCCUCUCAGUCUAGUUCUGAAUUAGAUAUAAACAUAGAUAAUUAUAUACAUAAUUAAUUCAACAUUUAUUAAACCAUACUGUGUACUCAUUAGAGUGCUCAUUAGAGCACUGAGGGAGAUAGAAAAGACUAAACUUUUUUAGCUAAAAUGUCCUUGACUUCAUGAAGUUCAUAGUCUAGUAGGGGAGUAAGAUGCCAUCAGAAGCUAUAACAUCCAAUAUUUCCUAAAUAGUAUCAUUAUGUGUUAUGUGUGAUCCAUUAUGGGAAGUUUAAUCCUGACUGGUGAAAUUAGGGUUGAGACCAAGGGAUUCCUUCCUUUGCAUGUAAGCAGAGCCCUGACAGGAAGGACUGGAAAGAAGGCCCCAGUCCUAGGAUGCCUGUGGGUCCGCCCAGUCAUCUUGGGACUCUUGAAUUGGGAGGUGGGGUAGGAUAUGAUAUGAAUGCCUGAAUCAUCCAUUCCCUCUCGGAAGCAGAGAAUUCUUCCCAGUUAUGACAGGGAGAACAACUUCACAUGCUCAAUGUUCUAUAUUUAUUUUUAAAAUAAAAUUGUAUUAUAUAAGAA